Molecule: messenger RNA, 1473 nt
Organism: Nannizzia gypsea CBS 118893
Lineage: Eukaryota; Fungi; Ascomycota; Eurotiomycetes; Onygenales; Arthrodermataceae
Product: monocarboxylate transporter 4
Exons: 4
Coding region: 1-1473 (490 amino acids)
Biological process (GO): transmembrane transport
Cellular component (GO): fungal-type vacuole membrane
Molecular function (GO): transmembrane transporter activity
Source: RefSeq, a predicted model, not a curated record
AUGGGGGAAGAAAAUAAGGGUUCUCAUGGAGGAGAAGGAGAAGGAGGGCCAACUGCCCGAUCGCAGUCUAUGAGCUCCUCUGUAUCGACCAUUGCACUGCCUCAAGCCGUUGCAGUGUUAACCAACAGCAGCUGGAGGAGGGAAAGCGAAGAUGGUUUAAGAAAUUCAAACGAUGCUUAUAGCAUGGCUUCCGGGGACGACACAGACGUUGAGAUGGGUCCUGACGUUGUGGCAACUCCCAAGGACGCCGUUAUAGAUCCAGACAGCUAUCCAGACGGUGGCAUAGAGGCAUGGACCGUUGUCUUUGGCGGCUUCUGUGCACUCUUCGUCAGCUUCGGAUGGAUUAACUGUGUUGGUAUCUUCCAGGACUACUAUCAAGCCCACGACCUCAAGUCAUACUCUCCAAGCGCAGUGGCCUGGAUCCCUUCUCUAGAACUCUUCAUGAUGUACCUUGUUGCACCUCUAUGUGGCAAAGGCUUUGACAACUUUGGCCCACGGUAUCUCCUAAUAGGUGGCUCGCUAUUCCAUGUAUUCGGUCUCAUGAUGACCUCUCUCUCUACUGAGUAUUACCAGAUCCUCCUUGCCCAGGGUAUCUGCAGUCCAUUUGGAGCCGGGUUUCUCUUCUAUCCAACUAUGAACAGCACCGUCACCUGGUUCUAUAAGAAGCGUGCCCUUGCCGUGGGUAUCGUUGCCAGUGGCUCCAGUCUUGGAGGAAUCAUUAUGCCAAUCAUGAUCACCAAGCUCAUCCCCAUGCUUGGUUUCCCUUGGACGAUGCGUGUCUGUGCCUUCUUGAUCCUCGGACUGUGCAUAGUAGCAUGCAGCUGCGUCAAAGCUAGGAUUCCUCCCCAUCCUAGGCCUCUGGUUCUCAAAGAAUUCUUCACGCCCUUCAUGGAGCUGCCAUUUGUCCUUCUUACGGCAGCGACCUUCAUCUACUGCUUCGGCAUGUUCUUGCCAUUCACCUUCCUAGUCUUACAUGCAAGGAGAUACGGCGUACCAGACAGUCUCGCGAGUUAUCUGGUGUCGAUAUUUAACGCAGCGAGUAUCCUUGGACGGACCGUCCCCGGCUACGUUGCAGAUCGCAUUGGGCUCUUCAACGUGGUAAUCAUCAUGUCCUUCUUCAGCGUCAUCGUUGUCUUCGCCAUAUGGAUACCCUCACGUGGCACCAUUCCAGACGUGAUAUUCGCAAUCCUCUUUGGUUUCGGAUCUGGCUCCCUUGUCUCCCUGCCACCCAGUCUUGUCGCACACAUCUCAGACGUGCGCCAAAUCGGCGUCAGAAGCGGUUCCAUGUUUGCUACUGUCUCGAUAGCCGUGCUUCUAGGCAACCCCCUUGGCGGAUCCCUAGUCCCUGAUGUCGUCCAUGGUGAUUACUGGAGAAUGCAGGUAUUUUCUGGUUCGAUGCUGCUGGUUGGCAGCAUGUUCUUCGUCUUCACCCGCAUGAGGCUGGCUGGAACAACCAUCAUGAAGAAGAUAUAA